Parnassius mnemosyne (clouded apollo) is the source of this 636-nucleotide messenger RNA. The record is from the annotation of a GenBank genome assembly. NCBI's taxonomy places the organism in Eukaryota, Metazoa, Arthropoda, Insecta, Lepidoptera, Papilionidae.
AUGUCUAACGAAAACACUUUAGAUUUACAUUACGUUCAUCAAAGUUUUCAAAGGAGCCUAAAAGAAGAAGACGACGUUAUAAUAGAGGCAUAUAUAGACGGAUAUAAUGAACUUGUGAAGUUCUUAAACCUGAUCGGAACAGUGUUUUCUUUCGUAAGCAGUGAUGUGAAGAGCAAAAUUAAGGUGAUGGAGAAACAUAGAGAAGGAGAUGAUGCCAUUUACUACGAGUCUUUUAAAAAGAUGAUGAAGUAUGAAAAAGAAACUAGUUUGCACGAAAAGAACGGAUUUGUUUCCGGUUCUAGGACUAUGCUUCGAUUACAUAGAGGUUUAGAUUUCAUCAGAUUGUUUCUGAAGCGUCUAAGUGAUUCUGAUGAUGCAGUUAAUACAUGUACAACAUGUCAGUGUUCAUACAAUGAAACGCUUGCGGAAUUUCAUCCGUGGUAUAUCAGAAAAGCAGCAACGUUAGCCAUGCAUGCUUUGCCAUCAAGACCUGACUUACUAAAAAAGGUUUUCGGCUCAGACGAGAAGUUAACAGAAGCAAUGGCAGUAUUGCCACAAACAUUGCAAUCGUGCGACGAGGUCUAUCAACGGGUACAUCAAUUGUACACCUCUUUCGAUUUCCACGGAUUGCCAUAG